Condylura cristata (star-nosed mole) is the source of this 3194-nucleotide messenger RNA. RefSeq names its product MLX interacting protein-like (gene MLXIPL). NCBI's taxonomy places the organism in Eukaryota, Metazoa, Chordata, Mammalia, Eulipotyphla, Talpidae. Gene Ontology annotation, biological process: regulation of transcription by RNA polymerase II. Gene Ontology annotation, cellular component: nucleus. Bases 1 to 2565 code for a protein of 854 amino acids. Gene Ontology annotation, molecular function: RNA polymerase II cis-regulatory region sequence-specific DNA binding; DNA-binding transcription factor activity, RNA polymerase II-specific; protein dimerization activity. The transcript is spliced from 17 exons. The record is from RefSeq and is a predicted model, not a curated record.
AUGGCCGGGGCGCUGGCAGGUCUGGCUGCCGGCUUGCAAGGCCCGCGGGGCCUGCGAGUCCCUAGCCCGGACUCGGACUCCGACACAGACUCGGAGGACCCAAGUACCCGGCGCAGCGGGGGCGGACUGCUCCGCUCGCAGGUCAUCCACAGCGGUCACUUUAUGGUGUCGUCGCCGCACAGUGACUCGCUGACCCGGCGGCGCGACCAGGAGGGGCCCAUGGGGCUCGUCGACUUCGGGCCGCGCAGCAUCGAUCCCACACUCACCCGCCUCUUCGAGUGCAUGAGCCUGGCCUACAGUGGCAAGCUGGUCUCCCCCAAGUGGAAGAACUUCAAAGGCCUCAAGCUGCUCUGCAGAGACAAGAUUCGCCUCAACAACGCCAUUUGGAGAGCCUGGUAUAUCCAGUAUGUGGAACGGAGGAAGAGCCCUGUGUGUGGCUUCGUGACCCCCUUGCAAGGACCUGAGGCUGAUGAGCACCGGAAACCAGAGGCCGUGGUCCUGGAGGGGAAUUACUGGAAGCGGCGCAUUGAGGUGGUGAUGCACGAGUACCAUAAGUGGCGCAUCUACUACAAGAAGCGGCUCCGUAAGUCCAGCAGGGAAGGGGAGCUCCUGGCGACAAAGCAGGCUGAAGGGGGGUGGCCACCAGCAGAGCGAUGGUGCGAGCAGCUCUUCUCCAGUGUGGUGCCGGUGCUCCUGGGGGGUCCCGAGGAGGAGCCCGGUGGGCGGCAGCUUCUGGACCUUGACUGCUUUUUGUCCGACAUCUCUGACACGCUCUUCACCAUGACUCAGCCCAGCCCCACACCCAUUCAGCUGCCCCCGGAGGAUGCCUACAUGGGCAAUGCUGACAUGAUCCAGCCAGAUCUGACGCCUCUGCAGCCCAGCCUGGAUGACUUCAUGGAAAUCUCAGAUUUCUUCGCCAACUAUCGCCCUCCUCUGACACCCACGCCUUCAAGCUUCCCGGAGCCCCCAAGCUUUGGCCCUAUGGCCGACCCCAACUUCAGCAAUGGGAUCUUGGGCUCAGAGGUAUCCCCUGCCUCCUCAAGCAUGACCCACCUCCCAGGGCAGGCUCAGAGCAGCUGUCCGGGCCCCCUGGACUCCAAUGCCUUCCUGAGCUCUGAAUUCUUCCUUCCUGAAGACCCCAAGAUCAAGCUCCCACCGCCUCCUACACCCCCACCCCUCCUCCAGUACCCUGUCCCUACCAAGGGGCCUGCUCUGGAGCCCUGUCCCUCUACCCCUUUUCCUCCCCUGGCUCCACCUACUGUUUUGCUACCAGAAGAGCCUAUCUUCUCACCCAGAUUCCCCUUCCCUACAGUGCCUCCUGCCACGGGGGUAUCCCCACUGCCCGCCCCCACAGCCUUCCCACUCACCCCACAGCCUGGGCCAGGCACUGUCUCUACCUGCUUCCCCAUAGACCUUCUACCCGCAGGGUAUCCGGAUCCCCCAUUUGGGCUUCAUUUCACAGUGCCCCAAGGUGUGCAACCCAGAGGCAAGCCCCCUACCCCUUCCCCUAGGGUGCAGAGACCCAGCCCCCCCAAUUUGGCCCCUGCCAGUGCCAGCCCCACUGCCAUUGCUGGGGGCAACAACCCCUGCCUCACACAGCUGCUCACAGCAGCCAAACCGGAGCAAGGCCCAGAACCACCGCUCACAUCCAGCGUCCUCCUUCAGCCCCCAGGCUCCCCGCAGGAGACGGCCCCUGAUUUCCCCCGCACCUUCUUUUCCCCGACCUCGGCCCCACCACACCGGCCAUCACCAGGCCCAGCCACACUGGUCCCUCCCAGGCCUCUGGUUGUCCCCAAAGCGGAGCGGCUAUCACCCCCAGCACCUAGCGGUGGUGAGCAGCAGCUGUCCCAGGAGCUCAACUCCAUGCCAAGCCCAGGGACUCUGAGUGUCCAUGUCUCUCCCCCUCACCCCAUCCUAAGCCGGGCCCGUCCAGACAACAAUAAGACAGAGAACCGGCGCAUCACACAUAUCUCUGCGGAGCAGAAGCGACGCUUCAACAUCAAGCUGGGAUUUGACACACUGCACGGGCUGGUGAGCACGCUCAGUGCCCAGCCCAGCCUUAAGGUGAGCAAAGCAACCACGCUGCAGAAGACGGCAGAGUACAUCACCAUGCUGCAGCAGGAGCGGGCGGCCAUGCAGGAGGAAGCCCAGCAGCUACGGGACCAGAUUGAAGAGCUCAAUGCUGCCAUUAACUUGUGCCAGCAGCAGCUGCCUGCUACCGGAGUGCCCAUCACACACCAGCGUUUCGAUCAGAUGCGGGUCAUGUUUGAUGACUAUGUCCGGACCCGCACGCUGCACAACUGGAAGUUCUGGGUCUUCAGCAUCCUCAUCCGGCCUCUGUUCGAGUCUUUCAAUGGGAUGGUGUCCACAGCAAGCUUGCAGAGCCUCCGCCAGACCUCACUGGCCUGGCUGGACCAGUAUUGCUCCCUACCUGUUCUCCGACCAACUGUCCUAAACUCCCUGCGCCAGCUGAGUAUCUCCACCAGUAUCCUGACGGACCCAAGCUGUAUACCCGAGCAAGCCACGCGGGCAGUCACAGAGGGCACCCUUGGCAAACCAUUAUAGUGCUGGCCAGACCCUGCCACUCACUCGGCUACCCUGUCUUCCUGGGCAAGGACUCCAGGGAUAACUUGUGUAUACUCCCUCCUGCCCCAGGGCCUGGUCAUACUGUUUCCUGAGGGUUGAGCAAGGUCCAGGUCUCUUCCCACCUCUUGGAGCCAGGAAAAACUGACUUCCUGGCCCUGCCCUCUCAGCCACCAGUGCUGUGGCCCCGGGAGACUCACCCUUCUCUGUGGACCUCCAUUUUCAGUCUGAAAAGUGGGAGUGGGGGAACUUCAAUCAGAAAAUGGUCCCAUGGUCUCAGUAGCAGUGAUACUUGUGGGCUUUGCUUGGCAACUCAGGGAGCCUGCAGAAGAGAAGGGGAUGAUCUGCUUCCUGCCACCCCUCUGUGCUCCCCUCAUGUGAGGAACGCCAGCCUGUUUCGGAGCAGAGAAGCAGUAAACUUGGGGUUGCGAGAUGGCAUCCCUGAGUGGAAGGGCUGAUCUGGAAGAGAGCAAGGCAGGGGGUGGCCAGGCCAAAGCAGGCAUCUCUGUGUGUGUGCAUGAGUACACAUGUAUGCGUGCGUGCAUGUGUGUGUGCGUGCGUAUGUGCGAGUAUUUUGUAAGGAAUUCUUGACCAAUAAAAAUAAAAACUAU